AUGCCCUUCUUCUCCAGCCGCUCUCGUAGCAACAACAACACCAACACCCCUAUCACCUCGGACAAGGCCCACGCUCCCAGAUCAAAGACAAAAGCAAUGGCUGCUCCAGAGGACAAGACCCUCGCCAACCUCUCUGGCAAGUGGAUCCAGAACAAGAACCUCUCGGACCCCGCCGAGCCCGUGCUCGUGAUCCAGGGCUUCUCGUGGGCGACACGCACCGUCGUCGCCGUCGCGACCGUCUCGAUCGAGGUCGAGCAGUUCACCGGCCCGCCCGACCAGCAGAGCUACGCCGACCCCGACUCGCCCAAGGUCGAGGGCCCGGACUGCGUGCACAUCAACCUCGUGCAGGCGCUCACUGGCGGGCUGGGCGCGCAGCCCGAGAACCGCUGCCUCGACGGCGUGACGCGCUCGCACGACCACCCCAUGUUCGGCGUCGGCGAGAACACGGCCAAGUGGGCCACGCGCGAGGAGCUCGAGAAGCUCGACGUCGACGAGUACCUCCUCGAGGACUGGGAGGAAGGCGACGAGGAGCAGGUCGGCCCCAACAAGGAGCCCCUGAUUUACAACACGUCGUCGAGCACCAACAACGGCUGGGUCGCCACCCAGGUCUGGGGCUUUGCGUACGUCGAGGGCGAGAGGCAUUACGUCCGCCGCGUCGUCGUCACCAAGGGCGACGAGCGCGCCGCCAUCACCCAGGUCUGGGACUGGGCCGGCGAGAUCAAGAAGUAG
Molecule: messenger RNA, 729 nt
Organism: Vanrija pseudolonga
Lineage: Eukaryota; Fungi; Basidiomycota; Tremellomycetes; Trichosporonales; Trichosporonaceae
Exons: 2
Coding region: 1-729 (242 amino acids)
Source: RefSeq, a predicted model, not a curated record